Messenger RNA from Panicum virgatum (switchgrass), 414 nucleotides. Its product is annotated as classical arabinogalactan protein 6-like. The coding region runs from base 1 to 414 and encodes 137 amino acids. The record is from RefSeq and is a predicted model, not a curated record. The transcript has a single exon. Lineage: Eukaryota; Viridiplantae; Streptophyta; Magnoliopsida; Poales; Poaceae.
AUGUCGCGCAUCACCGUAGCGAUCCUCUUCUACAUCCUCGCCAUUGCUGCCCUCAGCGCGGCGGAGGCCCCAGCGGAGUCACCGAAGGCAUCAAAGGCUCCUACUCCUGCCAAGGCACCUGAGGCUGCCAAGAAAGCUACGCCUACGAAGGCUCCCGAAGCUGCCCCCACCCCGUCAUCGUCCAGGAAGUCUGGUCCAGCUGCUGCGACGCCAACCACCACCUCUUCACCAUCUUCUUCCACAGACGAGGAGGCAUCAAGCCCUCCCCCACCAUCCACCUCGGCGGCAACCCCUGCCGCUGAGGGACCUGCCGAGGGACCGGCUGAUGCUGAUCACUCCAGCACUGCUACCCUCAAAUGUGGGGCUGCCAUGGUCAGCAUUGCGGCUAUGGUUGCUACCAUGAUCUUCUACUAA